UCACUUACAUACCCUGCCAACCCUACCACCUCAAUACAACAAGACAACAUGUCCAACCGUGCCGUGCCAAUUCUCGGUGCUACCGUCCUCGCUGGAGCCGGUUACUACUUCUACAAGGCCGGCGGUGACCCCAAGGUCGCCCAAAAGAAGCUUGAGGCCGAUGCCGCCAAGGUCUCGCGCGAGGUCCGCGACCACGUCCCAGGAUCCGCAAAGGAGCUGAAGAAGGAUGCCGAGUCCGCCGGCGCUCAGAUCCAGAGCAAGGCGAACCAGCUUGGCCGCGACGCGAAAGCUGAGGCUUCCAAGGUGGAUGCAAAGCUCGAGCAAUACCGCCAGGACGCUGCGGCUCAGCUCAAGCAGACCGGAAAGGAGGCGAACAAGGCUAUUGACAAGUUUGACAACGAAGUCGAGAAGGGCGCUUCGCAGGCCAAGAGCGGACUCUCCAGCUGGUUCGGCGGAAAGUAGAGACAAGGAUGACAAGACCGAAACGACUUGAAUCGCGAGCAAACCAGAAUCAGCAGCAUUGUAAUUGAACGACCACUUCCCUAUCGAGUCCAUCCUCGCACGCGAGACAGUGCAUCAUCUGGGACAUAACGCCGUCAACGCUUGUUAGCGACCUCGAACU
Zymoseptoria tritici IPO323 is the source of this 622-nucleotide messenger RNA. RefSeq lists its product as uncharacterized. The record is from RefSeq and is a predicted model, not a curated record. The transcript has 4 exons. Lineage: Eukaryota; Fungi; Ascomycota; Dothideomycetes; Mycosphaerellales; Mycosphaerellaceae. Bases 49 to 462 code for a protein of 137 amino acids.